Neltuma alba is the source of this 3956-nucleotide messenger RNA. RefSeq names its product probable phospholipid-transporting ATPase 4. The coding region runs from base 91 to 3771 and encodes 1226 amino acids. Gene Ontology annotation, cellular component: plasma membrane. Lineage: Eukaryota; Viridiplantae; Streptophyta; Magnoliopsida; Fabales; Fabaceae. The record is from RefSeq and is a predicted model, not a curated record. Gene Ontology annotation, biological process: phospholipid translocation. Gene Ontology annotation, molecular function: ATP hydrolysis activity; ATPase-coupled intramembrane lipid carrier activity; magnesium ion binding. The transcript has 10 exons.
ACUGGGGAUAAUUCGUUCCUAAAGGCUACACUUGGUUGUUCUUAGUUGGCAUGUGUAAACGAUUACCGCAUUGAGCUGAAAUCUGGCUAAAUGGGACUACGUAAAUUAAGAGCAAAGAUUAAAAGGAGCCAUCUUUACACAUUUGCUUGUCUAAGACGAACUCACACUGCACAUGAGAAUGCUCAAAACCUUCAAGGUCCUGGUUUUUCAAGAGUUGUACAUUGCAACCACCCUCAUCUCUCUGAGAAGAAGCCUCAGAUUUACUGCCGGAAUGAUAUAUCAACUACAAAAUACAAUGUUGUAACAUUUUUACCUAAAGCACUCUAUGAGCAAUUUCGACGGGUUGCUAAUAUAUACUUCCUUGUGGCCGCAUGCCUCUCAGCCUCUCCAAUCUCACCAUUUUCUCCAGUCAGCAUGAUUGCUCCUCUAGCAUUUGUUGUUGGCCUUAGCAUGGCAAAAGAAGCAUUGGAAGAUUGGCGCAGGUUUCGUCAGGAUGUUAAAGUUAAUCACCGGAAUGCUAGUGUCCACAAGGGCAAUGGUGUUUUCACUCUCAAACAAUGGCAGGACAUUGUGGUUGGGGAUGUAGUAAAAGUAGACAAGGACCAAUUUUUUCCUGCUGAUUUGCUUUUCUUGUCAUCCAGUUAUGAGGAUGGGAUAUGCUAUGUGGAAACUAUGAAUUUGGAUGGUGAGACAAACCUAAAGGUGAAAAGAUCUUUGGAGGUUACCAUGCUUCUAUAUAAUGAUGAAUCUUUUAAAGAUUUCACGGGAAUAAUUCGUUGUGAAGACCCAAAUCCUAGUCUCUACACAUUUGUAGGAAAUUUUGAGUAUGAACGUGAGGUUCAUCCGAUUGAGCCCAGUCAAAUUCUCCUCCGAGAUUCAAAGCUCAGGAACACUGAUUUUAUAUAUGGCGUGGUCAUUUUCACUGGUCAUGAAAGCAAAGUGAUGCAGAAUUCUACAAAAUCUCCUUCAAAAAGGAGUAGAAUAGAGAGAAAGAUGGAUUACAUCAUAUACCUCCUAUUCACUGUUCUUAUUUUGAUAUCCUUGGUUAGUUCAGUAAUAUUCGCUGUAAUCACUAGAUUCCAAACAAUAAAUUGGUGGUAUUUAAUGCCCAUGCAGUCAGAAGUCCUGUAUGAUCCCAAUAAUGCUCUAUUGGCUGGGUUGAGUCAUCUGGUUACUGCACUCAUUCUUUAUGGAUAUUUGAUACCCAUAUCACUUUAUGUUUCAAUUGAGGUUGUGAAAGUUUUACAAGCAAACUUGGUUGAACAAGACUUGCAUAUGUAUCACGAAGAAACUGGGACUCCUGCUUGUGCCCGAACAUCAAAUUUGAAUGAAGAAUUGGGUCAAGUGGACACUAUUCUUUCUGAUAAGACUGGAACUUUAACUUGCAAUCAGAUGGAUUUUUUAAAGUGCUCCAUUGCUGGUGCUGCAUAUGGUGUGAGUUCUAGUGAAGUUGAACUUGCUACAGCACAGCAGAUGGCUCUUGAACUUGAGGAGGACCAGCAGGAGGAAAGUCUAUCCAAUACACCCACACAUGAGGGUAAAGCAUCUGUUUCGUGGGAAAAUGUUGACCUGGAGACUGUUGUUACAUCCAAGGGCGAUGAGGCUCAGAAGGCUACUAUAAAGGGUUUCAGAUUUGAGGACGGUCGCCUCAUGAACUGCAGCUGGUUGAAAGAGCCCAAUCCUGAUGUCCUUUUAUUGUUUUUUCGGAUAUUAGCUGUGUGCCAUACUGCCAUUCCUGAGCUGAAUGAGGAAACAGGAGCUUUAACUUACGAGGCUGAAUCCCCUGAUGAAGGGGCUUUCUUAGCAGCCGCAAGAGAAUUUGGUUUUGAUUUUUGUAAAAGAACUCAAGCAAGUGUUUUCAUCCAUGAAAAGCUUUCACCUUCAGAACAAGCUGUUGAAAGGGAGUACAAAAUCCUGAAUCUAUUGGACUUUACUAGCAAAAGAAAGCGAAUGACAGUGAUUGUGCGUGAUGAGGAAGGAAGUUUACUUCUUAUGUGCAAAGGGGCUGACAGUAUCAUAUUUGAUCGACUGGCGAAGAAUGGAAAGACGUAUUUAGAGGCCACAACCAAACAUUUGAACGAAUAUGGAGAAAAUGGUUUGAGAACAUUGGCUCUAGCUUACAGAAAGCUUGAUGAGGAAGAGUACAAUGCUUGGAACUAUGAGUUUCAAAAAGCCAAAACGACUGUUGGGCCUGACAGAGAGGCAGUGCUUGAGGAAUUAGCUGAAAGAAUGGAAAAAGAGCUCAUUCUUGUUGGGGCUACUGCUGUGGAAGACAAACUGCAAAAUGGGGUCCCCCAAUGUAUUGAUAAACUUGCACAAGCGGGUCUCAAGAUCUGGGUUUUGACAGGGGAUAAGAUGGAAACUGCAAUCAACAUCGGUUUUUCUUGUAGUUUGCUUCGACAGGGCAUGAAGCAGAUCUGCAUAUCUAUUCAAGAGGCAGACUCAAAUUUUGACAAAGAGGCCAUAAAGGAGAGCAUUUUGAAUCAAAUCAUCAAUGCCUCACAAAUGAUAAAGCUGGAGAAAGAUCCACAUGCUGCAUUUGCAUUAAUUAUUGAUGGGAAGGCUCUUGCAUAUACUUUAGAAGAUGACAUGAAGCAUCAAUUUUUGGGAUUGGCUGUUGAUUGUGCCUCUGUCAUCUGCUGUCGUGUGUCUCCCAAGCAAAAGGCACUGGUAACAAGGUUAGUUAAAGAAGGCACUGGGAAGACCACUUUAGGAAUAGGUGAUGGUGCAAAUGACGUUGGCAUGAUUCAAGAAGCAGAUAUUGGUGUUGGUAUUAGUGGGGUUGAAGGUAUGCAGGCAGUGAUGGCUAGUGACUUCGCUAUUGCCCAAUUUAGAUUUUUGGAACGACUUUUGGUGAUCCAUGGACACUGGUGCUACAAGAGAAUAGCUCAAAUGAUAUGCUAUUUCUUCUACAAAAACAUAGCUUUUGGGCUCACCAUCUUUUAUUUUGAGGCCAUGACGAGCUUCUCCGGGCAAUCAGUUUAUGAUGACUGGUACAUGAUAUUGUUCAAUGUUGUUCUUACAUCAUUACCUGUCAUUUCACUUGGAGUUUUUGAACAAGAUGUUCCAUCAGAAGUUUGCUUACAGUUUCCUGCACUAUAUCAGCAGGGCCCGAGAAAUUUGUUCUUUGACUGGUAUAGAAUAUCGGGAUGGAUGCUCAAUGGUCUUUUUUGCUCCCUCGUUGUCUUUUUAUUCAACAUCUGUAUUUUUUAUGACCAAGCCUUCCGAGGUGAUGGCCGGACCUCUGACAUGGCCGUUGUCGGUACCACGAUGUUCACUUGCGUCAUUUGGGCUGUCAACUGCCAGAUUGCUUUCAUCAUUUGCCAUGUAACAUGGAUGCAAUACAUAUUUAUCAUAGGUAGUAUAGCCUUUUGGUACAUAUUCCUGGUGCUAUAUGGCAUGCUUUCGCCAACUUACUCAAAAACCGCCUACCAAAUCCUGCUUGAAGUUCUCUCUCCUGCACCAGUGUAUUGGUUGGUGACUUGUCUAGUAACAGUUACUUGUAAUUUCCCUUAUUACGCCCACAUAUGCUUCCAAAGAUGGAAAAAUCCCCUGGAUCAUCAUAUCAUCAGAGAGAUCAAGCACUACAAGAAGGACGUAGAGGACCAACGCAUGUGGAAGAGGGAAAGGUCUAAAGCAAGACAGAAAACCAAUAUCGGAUUCAGUGCAAGAGUUGAAGCUAAGAUGAGAAACUUGAAGCAGAAGUUGCAGAAGAAGCAAUCAACCUUGCCUUUCAUGUCUUCUCCUUCUCCAGAAAGAAAAUACAGAUAAUUUAACAAUUUUGGUUUGAUUUCUUUUUCUUCUUUCUUUUUGAGUACAGAUGCAUAUGAUUCUUUGAUCAAAUGGUGGGUUAUGAUGCUAGGGAUUUGACUUAGAAAAGCGUUCUGUUAUGCGUCAUACAGAUAAAGGAACAAGUGUGAUUAUUUUGUUUAGGAUUAUAGACGUGAGAAAUUACA